This is a messenger RNA of Acipenser ruthenus (sterlet), 3935 nucleotides long. Its product is annotated as potassium voltage-gated channel subfamily A member 1-like. Gene Ontology annotation, biological process: protein homooligomerization; potassium ion transmembrane transport. The record is from RefSeq and is a predicted model, not a curated record. Gene Ontology annotation, cellular component: voltage-gated potassium channel complex; membrane. Lineage: Eukaryota; Metazoa; Chordata; Actinopteri; Acipenseriformes; Acipenseridae. The transcript has a single exon. The coding region runs from base 194 to 2275 and encodes 693 amino acids. Gene Ontology annotation, molecular function: potassium ion binding; delayed rectifier potassium channel activity; protein binding.
AUGGAGUCUGGCAACAAGGUUGCAUUGAGUUCACGCUUCGGUAACAACAGGUGCACCAGGGGUCUGACCAUUUGAAGUUAAAAAAAAAAAAACCCUAUACUGCUACCUUCAGAAGUCUACACGGUUUGUGAUUUUGGUGUUUUCAGGGCUCCCUUACUUUGAAUCCUAAAAUUAAAUCAUUUAAUAAGCCAAGAUGGAGGCUGCUAUGGUGAGUGUGGAAAGCGGAGGGUGCAACAGCCACCCGCCUUACGGUUACGCGCAGGCUCGGGCAAGGGAGAGGGAACGGGAGCGCGAACGGGAGCGCCAAGCACACUCCAGAGCUGCCGCCGCCGCUGAAGCUGCUUCGGCAGGAGGAGGAGGAGGAGGAGGCAGCCACCACCAUCACCACCACCACCACAACCCGCAGCAACAGCAGCAGAAUCAGUCUCGCACCGCCUCCUUGUCCCAAGCCAACAACAGCUGUAGCGAUGGGACCGCCUCGUGCCCCUCCUCCGCCUCCGCCUCCCAGCAGCAACACCACCACGAGCCACAACAGCUGCAGCAAGUAGUCAAAGGGAAGAAAAAGCAUCGGGGCUCAGAGCAGGACAGGAGAAACAAGCAUCGUCAGGGCUACGGAGGGGGCCACUCGGAGUUGGCUCCAACUGGGUCCGAGGAAGAAAUUAUGAAAGAGCAGGAAGAAGAGGAGGAGGAAGAAGAAGACGAAGAAGAAGAAGAAGCAGUAGAAGAAGUAGUGGGAGAAGUAGUUGAAGGAGGGGAACAGACUGCAGGUGACAAGAAAAAAAGUUUUCUCUGUACCAUGGAUGAUGAAGAGGAGAGGAUUUCUCUCAGUGACAGACUAUCCCGGCAAGGCUAUGACUCUGUCUACAGCGAGUACGAGUGCUGCGAGAGAGUUGUCAUCAACGUCUCCGGACUGAAGUUCGAGACGCAGUUGAAAACUUUGACUAGGUUUCCUGACACGCUUUUAGGGGACGCCGAAAAACGAAUCAAUCACUUCGACCCCCUGAGAAACGAGUACUUCUUUGACAGGAAUCGACCCAGCUUUGACGCCAUCCUGUACUUUUACCAGUCAGGCGGCAGGUUAAAGAGACCCCCCAGCGUGCCAUUUGACAUCUUCUCUGAGGAGAUCAAGUUUUACGAACUCGGAGAAGAUGCAAUGCUGAAGUUCAGGGAGGACGAGGGUUUCGUGAAGGAGGAGGAGAAGCCUUUGCCAGAGGACGAGUUCAAACGCCAGGUCUGGCUCCUGUUUGAACACCCAGAAAGCUCAGUGCCUGCUAGAGGAAUUGCGAUCGUUUCCGUGGUGGUAAUCCUGAUCUCCAUAAUCAUAUUUUGUAUGGAAACUUUACCUGUGUUCAGAGAAGACAAUGAUUACUUAAACAGCGGCGUCAACGGCACAGCCCAAGACAAUGGAUCCACACCUUUUAACGACCCCUUUUUCAUUGUGGAGACUGUGUGCAUUAUUUGGUUCUCUUUUGAACUGAUAGUUCGUUUCUAUGCAUGCCCCAGCAAAGCUGACUUCUUUAAAACCAUUAUGAACACUAUUGACAUUGUAUCCAUUUUGCCUUAUUUUAUUACUAUUGCCUCGGAUCUCGCUCAGCAGCAUCAAGGCAACGGGCAACAAGCCAUGUCUUUUGCCAUUUUGAGGAUAAUUCGUCUUGUCAGAGUGUUUCGCAUAUUCAAGCUCUCCAGGCACUCGAAGGGCCUGCAAAUCCUUGGACAUACCCUCAGGGCCAGUCUCAGGGAGCUUGGUCUGCUGAUGUUUUUCCUUUUCAUCGGCGUCAUCCUGUUUUCCAGCGCGGUCUAUUUUGCAGAAGCAGACGAGCCCCGCUCCCAGUUCGGGAGUAUCCCGGAUGCCUUUUGGUGGGCUGUGGUAACCAUGACCACGGUCGGCUAUGGCGACAUGAAGCCUAUAACUGUCGGUGGCAAGAUAGUGGGCUCACUGUGUGCCAUAGCAGGUGUUUUAACCAUUGCUCUACCGGUGCCGGUAAUCGUUUCCAACUUUAACUAUUUUUACCAUAGAGAAACUGACAAUGAAGAGCAGUCACCGGUUCAGCAGUCUGCACCCACCUGCCCCUGCUUCCCCACAAACUUCCUAAGGCAAUUUAGAGGUUCCUCCUCAUCCUCUUCUUUGGGGGACAAAUCUGAGUACGUGGAGAUGGAGGAGGGAGUGACGGAGUCACUUUGCGCAAAGGAAAAACCGAGUCACAGCAAAGGCAAUGGCACAGAGCUGGUCAGGAAACAUUGUGUGAAUCCUAGCUCAGUACAAACUGACGUGUGAUGCGGGUGCAGUUCUCUCGUACUGCAUUUGGAGUGAUUACCGCUCAUGAAAUGAUAAGCAUUGAAGAGACAUACACACACACACAAGCCAGCUAGUGGAAAUGAACUGCAUACGCAAUGAUGUGCUUUAUCGAUAUUAUAAGAACUAAUGCGAGGGCAGACAUAUGAGAGGUCAGUGAAUGACUGCAAAUAGAAGUUCACGUGAGAGGGCGCAGGACAAGUUUUGUUUUUCAUCUUCAAAGCUUCAUCCUGAACUUUUCAUUAUUUACGGUUUUGCACAGUAACUGAACACUUGCAUUGACAUCCAGCAAUUCUGUGUUUUGCGUUUUUAAUAGAACUUCAAAUUCAUACAACUGUGAGUGUAGGUAUGGACAGCACUAACAACAGAAAACACUGUCAGAAAAUUGAUUGAGGCGAUUGUCAAUACUUGGUCAAAGGAUUAGCGCAAGGCACUCUUGCAAACAAUAACCGAAUGAAAUCCGUUGAACAUCAAAGAAAACGCUGCUCAAUAAUAAUAAUAAUAAUAAUAAUAAUAAUAAUAAUAAUAAUAAUAAUAAUAAUAAUAAUAAUUGUAAGGCACUUUAAGAAAAGAAAACAAACAAACAAACACAUGUUCCUUAACAGUAAAGCGCCUCCUGUCUUGUUAGCAAGCGGAUAAAGUUAAAGCACUUAAAGGAUACAUGUGGAAUUAUAGCUCCAGUUUUGCUGUUGUUUGAUCAGACUCUGCCUUGUUUGCACUAUUAAAUAUGCUGGAGACAGGAAUACGUUUUUAAGGCAAAUCUUUACUGUAAUGCUGUGAAAUGUUAGUUAGCAAGACAAUCACGCAAGACAUCCUCAUUCCGUGACGUCUGACUAAAGUCUAUUUAUACAACAUCCAGUAAAUACGCACAGCAACACACUGCAGUCAUCUGAAAUGUUUUAGCCUACUUUUUUUCUUUCUUUUUUUGGUCGCCAUCUAUAUGUUGAAUGGCAUUUGAUAACCUGGGAAGACUAGAGGCUGCUGUCUGCUGCUGCCUAAAGCUGGCAGUUCAUAAUGAUCACAUACCCUUUCGGAAAUGCAAGCCCCCCGGAACAAUGGCCCCUUAAGAGAAUAUCACUGCGAAUGUCCGUCACGUCAUUCUGUUGUGUGCAGUUGUUUGUUUUUUUCUGUUGCACUUAUCCCCCAAAACCUACCGGGGUGUAUAAACAUUAACCAAGCCAUUUAGUAAAGCCUUCUGGACAUGUGCACUGGCGGAUUCAUGCGUCAAUAUGAGGGGAUAGAAUAGAAUUAUGUUUCUGAGACCACAGCAACUCCAUCAUACAGUAUUUAUAUUACAAAAAAACAACAACAACAACAUUAUUUCAGGCGGUCACGCGAGCAUGUAUUGCUGCUGCAAUUAAAACAACACAGUACCACAAACCCUACACACAAGCUGCGUGUCCUGUUCAAGACUGAGAUCCUAAAGCGUCCCCCAAGGACUUGUGUCAUAUAAUUCCUUCUGAAGAUCAUGCGACAGAACCGCACUCCAUAGGGAUGAGGGAAUUGUGCUUCAAGUUCAAAAUCAUCUCCUCUAGUGCAGAGAAUUGCAAAUUCCCUUUAAACCAUCACAAGUGGAAACCAUUUACAUUAUGGCUACAUACGUACCUGGACACUUUACCAUCAGAAGAAGAAAAAGAACAAU